ACAUGAAGUUUUAGGAUGUGAUACAACUAUUAAGAAUUUUUUUUUUUUUAUUUACAAAAAUAUCAUUAAAAUCUGUUCCAAAAUACAUCUCUGUCGAGAGGAGUCGAUGGUUACGGAAAUAGAGUUUAUAGUAUGUCGAUGGAGUACGCAGCUGGUGGAAGUUUAUCUUCUUUUAUCAAAAAAAGGUUGUUGAUCAGAGACUUCACUCGAAUGAUUCUUCAAGGACUUGUCUCUAUACAUGGUAACGGAUACGUCCACUGCGAUCUCAAACCGGACAAUCUUCUUGUGUUCCCGCGUUAUGAAGAAGCUGCUGUUGGUGGUGGUGGUGUAAUGAAAGAAGUUUCGUACGAGUUGAAGCUUUCUGAUUUUGGGAUGUCGACAGAAGCUGGAGAGGAGUCAGUGUUUUGGGAGUUUGAUUCUCCCUACUUGGGAACGCCUCUUUACAUGUCUCCCGAGUCUGUUAACUACGGCGUCGCGGAGAAGUCGUUAGACUUGUGGUCGUUAGGUUGCGUUGUGUUGGAGAUGUACACAGGAGAGUCUCCGUGGGCGUUGCAAGAUUCUGACGAGAUUUUGCGUCAUCUCUUGGAUGGGAAGUCGCCAGAGAUUCCAGACUCUCUUCCUUGGCAUGCAAGACAGUUUCUACAAACGUGUUUCACAAGAAAUCCCGUGGAGAGAGGAAGCGCUUCGGGUCUGUUGAAGCAUCCGUUUCUUCUUUCUGAUCAGAAGAAAGUGAUGGUUACCGGCGCCGGAAAUAGGAGGAAGUCUGUUAUGAAGAAGCCACUAAGAGUGAAGAUUAUUCCACCAAAGCCACCGCAGUUUAAGAAAAUAGCGAAUAAACCCUUGAGGUUGAAGAUUAUACCUCCUAAACCACCAGGAUGCAGUCUCGUUUCUGUUCAGUAGAGUGUGUGUCAGUGUGUUCUGUCGUUUUGUUACUUGGUGAUAGAUGGUGUAGAUCAAGUUAAUACACAGUUGUGAUAAUUGCAUAGAGGAAACAUCAAGGAGCAGCCAAGACCCUGUUAACACUGUCACUUGGCAGAACCAUCUCGUAACUUUUGUUUUAUUAGUUCUUCUCUGUUUAUAACGUAACUUUGUAACAACCCUUGUCAAACAGAUCUAGCGAGAGAGUGUUUCCAUGUCCCCAAACUCUCUAUUGAAGAAGCGAUAGCUAAAGAUGUGUGGAUGUUCCUCCCAUGUUUCAGCCUCAAGAAUGAAUCAGUGCAAAUCACUACUCCAAAACAAUGUUUGAAU
Raphanus sativus (radish) is the source of this 1248-nucleotide messenger RNA. Its product is annotated as mitogen-activated protein kinase kinase kinase 20-like. The coding region runs from base 133 to 900 and encodes 255 amino acids. Lineage: Eukaryota; Viridiplantae; Streptophyta; Magnoliopsida; Brassicales; Brassicaceae. Gene Ontology annotation, biological process: protein phosphorylation. The record is from RefSeq and is a predicted model, not a curated record. The transcript has a single exon. Gene Ontology annotation, molecular function: protein kinase activity; ATP binding.